UGCCAGGUGUUGUGCUCAUAUCCGAGUCCUCCAUGAAGAGAGCAGGGCAAAUGGCCCUCGACGCGACUCUUUGCACAUCGCCCUGCACGAUUCGAAUUCAGCUCCGGCCUCCCGCUUCCCCAAUUAUGGGAGCCCUUGCCCAGUCUUUUCUAGCACCGACGUUUGCAUGCGACAUUGGCGAGACCGACCCCAGUGAACCAGUGCAUACCGAGGUCGGUUCAGUCUGGCAGCGAUUUGUUUUGGCGGCUCAGUUGCCGAGUGGUUUACCGGGAAACCGGGAUCUUAUCUUCCCUAAAGACGGCUCACUGAAGGGGGUCGAAGUCCCUCCGUCGCCUUGUUUGAAGGCUACCGGAACUUACCCGCCGAUCACGAUCCGAAUGGAGAGACUUUUAGGGUCAUUGUUAUGCUUGUUACAAUUCGUCUUUUUUGUUGCAUCAGAACAGACAUUGUGUCUGAAUGGCAAGGCGGUAGCUUCUCUGGACGUAUCUCACAGAGUUACGCUAAUGAAUGAGCAAGGAGAACUUUUAAAAUCACAAGGAGGGCAAUGCUAUUGUCAGGAGGCCGCAGAUCAGCAAGUAUACUUAGCAUGUGAAGAGAAUCAAUGGCCAACUAUCGCCCAGCAACCACCAGAUAGACCUAUGAUGUGUGCAAAAGGGAGAAGCGAUGAGGGUAAAGCAGUAUGUCCAACAGGUUAUUCACCGGCUUUUCUUAACUUGGUCAAAGGCUAUGAUCUGGUCGCAGCCAAUCGGGGCACUCAACAGGUAUCUGUUUGUGACAAGAAAACAUUCACGAAAGUCGGCAGUAUGGAGGCAGACCUAUUUCGAAGAUCUUCUGGGGUGGAUAACACUUUGUACGCGGACGUGAAAGGCUGUUCUUGCCAGGCCGGUAGCGACAAACAGCUUCAAUUCAAAUGCAAGCCCUGGCCGACUUCUCUGUCUGUAAGCUACCAAGAAAAUGAUCCCAAUCUGAUCUGUGUCAACGGAAUUAGUUGUCCCAAACCCAGAUAG
Puccinia graminis f. sp. tritici CRL 75-36-700-3 is the source of this 1007-nucleotide messenger RNA. RefSeq lists its product as uncharacterized. The record is from RefSeq and is a predicted model, not a curated record. The transcript is spliced from 5 exons. NCBI's taxonomy places the organism in Eukaryota, Fungi, Basidiomycota, Pucciniomycetes, Pucciniales, Pucciniaceae. Bases 33 to 1007 code for a protein of 324 amino acids.